AUGGCUGACCUCAACUCGUGGGAGGACGACAAGGAUGCCCAGGACGAGAGCCUCGCCCAGCAGGCCCAGCAGCAGAUGAACCUGAACUCCGCUCGCGCUCCCACCUUCACCCCCGGCGCCGCAUCCUUCACUCCUGGCGCCGCCGCCUUCACCCCGGGCCAGCCCUACCAGUACGGCGGUGGCUACAACCAGUACGGACAAUACUACGGCGGUGGCUACCCCCAGUACGGCCAGCAGCAGCAAUACGGCCAGUACGGCUACGGCCAACAGGGCUAUAACUACCCCCAGCAGGGCUAUGGCGGAUUCCCCCAGCAGAACUUCCAGCCUCAACAACAGCAGCAGCAGCAGCCGCGCCAGACUCCGAAGAUUGCCAAGCGCGGCGAUGAUCUCCAGGCAGCAGCCCCCGCGGCGCCUGCAGCUGCUCCCGCCGCCAGCUCGCCCAAGGCGGCACCCAAGACUCUCUCCAUCGGCGGCGACGGCUCCACCAAGGUCGAAUCCGCCGGCGGCACCAAGGUUCUGAGCAUUGGUGGCGACUCGCCCAAGGUCGAGAAGGCCGGCGCUACAAAGGUGCUUAGCAUUGGCGGCUCCGCUCCUCCCUCGGCCGCCAAGGAUGCCGCCAACAAGGACCAGGGUGCUCCCCAGGCUGGCAAGAAGGUCACCGCCGCCAAGGCCAUUGAAAAGACUGGCGAGACUGCCGGCCCCGCCGCCGCCGCCGCCAGCGGCAGUGGCAGGGCUUCACCCACUCCCUCCUCCGGCAGGAACAGCCCUACCCGCGCCUCGGAUGUGAAGGCCGCCAAGCAGCAGGCCGACCUGGUCGCCCAGGAGCAGGCCGCCGAUGUCGAUGAGGACACGCUGGCCGAGAUGUACGGCAAGGAGCACGUCAACGUCAUUUUCUUGGGCCACGUCGAUGCCGGCAAGUCCACCCUCGGUGGUUCCAUCCUCUACGCUACCGGAAUGGUCGACGAGCGGACAAUGGACAAGUACAAGCGCGAGGCUAAGGAGGCUGGUCGUGAGACUUGGUACCUGUCGUGGGCUCUGGAUCUGACCAAGGAGGAGCGUUCGAAGGGUAAGACGGUCGAAGUCGGAAGGGGUUUCUUCGAGACCGAGACGCGCCGCUACAGUAUUCUGGAUGCUCCUGGCCACAAGACGUACGUCCCCAACAUGAUCGGAGGUGCCUCGCAGGCCGAUGUCGGUGUCCUGGUCAUUUCGGCACGUAAGGGCGAGUACGAGACUGGUUUCGAGAAGGGUGGCCAGACGAGAGAGCACGCCGUGCUUGCCAAGACCCAGGGUGUCAACAAGCUCUGUGUCGUCGUUAACAAGAUGGACGACCCGACCGUCGAGUGGAGCGAGGACCGCUACAAGGAGUGCACUACCAAGCUCACCCAGUUCCUCAAGGGUGUUGGUUACAACCCCAAGACUGAUCUCACUUUCAUGCCCGUCUCUGCACAGACCAUGAAGGGUAUCAAGGACCGGAUUCCGAAGGACAUUUGCCCGUGGUACGACGGCCCCUCGCUUUUGGAGUUCUUGGACAACAUGAAGACCCUCGAGCGCAAGCUCAACGCCCCCUUCAUGAUGCCCAUUGCCGCCAAGUACAGGGAUAUGGGUACGAUGGUCGAGGGCAAGAUCGAAGCCGGUGUGAUCAAGAAGGGCGUCAACUACCUCAUGAUGCCCAACCGCGAGACCGUGGGCAUCUCUGCUCUGUAUGGCGAGACGGAAGACGAAAUCCAGGCCGCGACCUGCGGUGACCAGGUCCGCAUCCGCCUCAGGGGCAUCGAAGAAGAAGACAUCCUCCCCGGCUUCGUGCUCUGCUCGCCCAAGCGUCCGGUCCACUGCGUCAAGAAGUUCGAGGCGCAGAUUGUGCUGCUUGAGCUCAAGUCAAUCCUGUCGGCCGGCUUCAACUGCGUGCUGCACGUCCACUCGGCAACGGAAGAGGUCACGUUCGACGCGCUGCUGCACAAGCUCGAGAAGGGCACGGGCAGGAAGAGCAAGAGGCCGCCGGGCUUCGCCACCAAGGGCAUGAGCAUCAUUGCCCGCCUGUCCAUCACCGGUGCUGCCGGCAGCGUUUGCGUUGAGAGAUUCGAGGACUACCCGCAGAUGGGUCGUUUCACCCUCAGAGAUCAGGGUCAAACAAUUGCCAUUGGCAAGAUUACGAAGCUCAUCACGGAAGACGAGGCUUAA
Messenger RNA from Lasiodiplodia theobromae, 2178 nucleotides. RefSeq names its product Eukaryotic peptide chain release factor GTP-binding subunit. Gene Ontology annotation, cellular component: translation release factor complex. Gene Ontology annotation, molecular function: GTPase activity; GTP binding; translation release factor activity. Gene Ontology annotation, biological process: translation; nuclear-transcribed mRNA catabolic process, deadenylation-dependent decay; translational termination. Lineage: Eukaryota; Fungi; Ascomycota; Dothideomycetes; Botryosphaeriales; Botryosphaeriaceae. The transcript is spliced from 3 exons. The record is from RefSeq and is a predicted model, not a curated record. The coding region runs from base 1 to 2178 and encodes 725 amino acids.